CGGGAAAGGCGGUGCCUUCCGGUCACGUGAGGCGGGCGGCUGAAGCCGCGCUGGGGCGGCGCGAUGGCGGCUCCCUCCGAAACGGAGCGGCUGCUAGGCCGCGGCCCCGGGUACGGCACGACGGAGUCUCCGGCAGCGGCGGAGGAAGAAGAGCUGCGCCGCCGCCUCAAGUAUUUUUUCAUGAGCCCUUGCGAUAAAUACCGGGCCCGGGGACGGCGGCCCGUUAAACUGGGGCUGCAGCUGGCCAAGAUCCUCCUUGUCACCGUGCAGCUCAUCCUCUUUGGGCUCAGCAACCAGAUGGUGGUGACGUUCAAGGAGGAGAACACCAUCGCCUUCAAGCACCUCUUCCUGAAGGACUACGUGGACGGCGCUGACGACUCCUACGCCGUCUACACGCAGCGCAGCCUCUACGACCGCAUGUUUUAUGCCGUGGAGAAGUAUUUGGCCAUUCCCAACGAGACCAUCGGCCGCUAUGCCUAUGUGCGGGGGGAGAGCGGAGGGAACCGGUCGGCCCUCAUGCUGUGCCAGCAGUACUACCGUAAAGGACGCAUCGAUCCGGCCAACGACACCUUCAACAUUGACCCCAAGAUUGUCACAGACUGUCUGGGAGUGGACCCUGAGGACCCACAACUUCUUCCCCCCGAGCUGGACCGCAGCUACAAGAACUUCACCCUCAAAUUUCACAAACUCAUUAACGUCACCAUCCAGUUCCAGCUGAAAGCCAUCAACAUCCAAACCAUCAUCAACAACGAGAUCCCCGACUGCUACACCUUCACCAUCACCAUCACCUUCGACAACAAGGCGCACAGCGGCCGGGUGAAAAUCCGCCUGGACAACCGGGCCGACAUCAAGGAGUGCAAGGAUCCCAGCGUCUUCGGCCGAGGUGACAACUCCUUCCGGCUCUUCUUUGACGUCGUCGUCAUCCUCGUCUGCUCGCUCUCCUUCAUCCUCUGCGCUCGCUCCAUCAUCCGGGGCUUGAUGCUGCAGCACGAGUUCAGCCGGUUUUUCUGGCGCCGUUACAACCAGAGCGUGUGUCUGUCGGAUCGCAUGGAGUUCCUCAACGGCUGGUACAUCCUCCUGGUGAUCAGCGAUGUCCUCACCGUGCUGGGAACCAUCAUGAAGAUUGGCAUCGAGUCCAAGAACUUCGCCAGCUACGACGUCUGCAGCAUCCUCCUGGGCACCUCCACGCUGCUGGUCUGGGUCGGGGUCAUCCGCUACCUCACCUUCUUCCAGAAGUACAAUAUCCUCAUCGUUACCCUACGGGUGGCCCUUCCCAACGUCAUCCGCUUCUGCUGCUGCGUGGCCGUCAUCUACCUGGGCUACUGCUUCUGCGGCUGGAUUGUGUUGGGCCCGUAUCACGUCAAGUUCCGCUCCCUUUCCAUGGUAUCCGAGUGCCUCUUCUCCCUCAUCAACGGGGACGAUAUGUUCGUCACCUUCGCCGAGAUGCAGCAGAACAGCUAUUUGGUCUGGCUCUUCAGCCAGAUCUACCUCUACACCUUCAUCAGCCUCUUCAUCUACAUGGUCCUCAGCCUCUUCAUCGCCCUCAUCACCGGCUCCUACGAAACCAUUAAGCACCAGUGCGAGGGUGAAACGCCCGUUUCCCAGCUCCACGCUUACAUCGCCCAGUGCAAGGACAGCCCCAAAUCGGGCAAGUACCGUCGCGACAGCGCCUCGUCCUGCUCUGUCUUCUGCUGCUGCGAGCGGGCUCCGCUGCAGGACAACGCGCUGCUGGUGAACUGAUCCCCUCGACGCGGACCCCCGGGGCCGUGAGGAUCUCGUGCUCCCCCUGAGCGCUUUUAAUUUAUUUUAAUCGUCUGCUUUUACCGGCUCGGGGCCCCCAAGGGGUGAGGAGAGACGGCGACAGUGUCCCCUGCACCUGGGGGACACUCGAGGGACGCUGGUGGCCCCGUUAUUUUUCUUGAAGGACUUUGGCCGGGCUGUUCCCCGUCCUGGAACUGGAGCUGGGCAGCCCCUCGGGGGCUCAGUGUGGAACCCUGGGAUGCAAUUUUGGGGACAACCUGGACCCUGUGACACCUUGGAUGAGUUUUUGGGGACAACCUUGAGCCCUGUGGCCCCUCGGAUGUGUUUUGGGGACAACCUGGAGUCCUGCGACCCCCUCGGACGUGUUUUUGGGGACAAACUGGAGCCCUGUGAACCAAUGGCUGCAUCAGGGACUUGUCCCCAAGCCCUGCUGUCCCCUGGCAGUGUCAGGGAAGUGCCUGGGGCUUUGUCCCCAAGCCGAGCAGCCCCUUUGCCACACUGGGGACUUGUCCCUGCCCUUGUCCCCAAGCCCAGCUGCCCUGGGGUACCCUCAGGGCCUUGUCCCCAAGCCCUGCAACCAUUUUGGGGGGACGCUUCUGGGCACAAAGGGCCGCGGCAGCUUCCCUUGACCCCCCCAGACACCUUUGUCCCGCUCUGGCUGGGCCCUGGGUGGUGGGGUAAGAGCGAGACAUGUCCCUUGUCCCUGUCCCUGAGGGCCGGCGUCACCCCCCCGAGCUGUUUACGCGCAGCAGGACGGGUCAAGGGCAUGUUUUGUAACGGGAGGAGCAGCUGGUCCCGGCUGGAGUGGGGCCAGCAUCCGCUCGCGCCAGGCACCGCCGCCUUCGCCUGCUUUCCCCGCACCCAAAAAAGCUCGAUUUCAUCCCCCCCAAAAGCCCCAUUUCACCCCAAAACAGAGGCCCCACGGCGCUACGGGUUCUUGGCGCUGCUCUAAAUGUCUCUCUCUCAUUCGUGGACUGAGUUGUGGCUGGUCUCAGCCCAGGGAGGUGUUGCUCGCCCUGGGGCUUGGCGUUGGGGGCAGGGGACACACGUGCCCCAUGUGGGGACACGGUAGGCGCCCCCCCCCCGCCCCCCGGGGUGGGAGAAUAAAGCGUCCUGGGAGAAGA
Molecule: messenger RNA, 2885 nt
Organism: Chroicocephalus ridibundus (black-headed gull)
Lineage: Eukaryota; Metazoa; Chordata; Aves; Charadriiformes; Laridae
Gene: MCOLN1
Product: mucolipin TRP cation channel 1
Exons: 14
Coding region: 64-1740 (558 amino acids)
Cellular component (GO): plasma membrane; lysosomal membrane
Molecular function (GO): NAADP-sensitive calcium-release channel activity
Source: RefSeq, a predicted model, not a curated record